AUGUUCGGUUUGGGUGCUAGUAUAUAUGACCAAAACGGAAGUGCGCUCAGGAUUCAUACUUGAUUACACAACAUAUGAAGAAGAUUAACAACAUUAACAGUAGCGCAAAUAAUAAUCUAAUGGACAAGGGUCGGACCCUGCCGGUUGAUCCGAACCUUCCCCGAUGGGUCUGCCAAAACUGCCGCCACAAUCUCGUCAUCGUCGGCGUUGAUUCUUACGCCGACAAGUUCCUCAAUGACUCCUCUUUUCGUUCUGGGAUUCAGGGUUCUUCAGUUCAUGGUGCGAGUAGUGUUUUAAAUUCAACACGUAUGGACCACUCAUUUGUGGUGUUGCCUAAACAAAAAACACAAGUACCAGGGGUCCCUCCACGUCCUCGCGGUGGAUCCAAUCUGUCUGAUGCAAGCCAGUCUGGGAAGACAAUGGAGGAAUCGUUUGUUGUUUUGCCUCCACCUGCUGCUUCCGUGUACAAGUGUGAAUCCACCUCUGAUGCAAGCGGCAUCCAUGCGCCAUCACAUGAGGGUGAACCAACUGGUGCUCCUUCACACCCAAACAAUUCUGGUUUCCACUCCACAAUAACAGUCCUCAAGCGUGCCUUUGAAAUUGCGACAACGCAGACACAGGUUGAUCAGCCUCUAUGCCUCGAGUGCAUGAGAGUGUUAUCCGAUAAGCUUGAUAAAGAGGUUGAAGACGUAAACAGGGACAUAAAAGCAUAUGAAGCAUGCCUGCAAAGGUUAGAGGGGGAACCCCGAAAUGCUCUUACAGAAGCUGAUUUUCUCAAGGAAAAACUGAAGAUAGAAGAAGAGGAAAGGAAACUUGAAGCAGCUAUGGAAGAUACUGAAAAACAAUGUGCAGAAGUCACGGCUGAACUGAAAGAACUGAAUUUAAAAUCCAGUCGCUUCAAUGAGUUGGAAGACAGGUAUUGGCAUGAGUUCAAUAAUUUCCAGUUUCAGUUGAUUUCACAUCAGGAAGAGAGGGAUGCCAUUCUCUCAAAGAUUGAAGUUUCUCAGGCACAUCUAGAAUUGUUAAAGAGAACAAAUGUUCUCAAUGAUGCUUUUCCAAUCUGGUAUGAUGGAGACUUUGGAACAAUUAACAAUUUCAGGCUAGGCAGACUUCCUAAAAUUCCGGUGGAGUGGGAUGAAAUAAAUGCUGCAUGGGGCCAAGCUUGCUUUCUACUCCACACGAUGGCUCAGUAUUUCCGACCAAAGUUCCAAUAUCGGAUAAAAAUCAUUCCCAUGGGUAGUUAUCCUCGGAUUAUGGAUGCCAGCAAUAAUAGUUAUGAGCUGUUUGGCCCGGUGAAUUUGUUCUGGAGCACCCGUUACGAUAAAGCAAUGACAUUGUUCUUAACUUGCCUGAAAGAGUUUGCAGAAUUCGCGAACUCCAAAGAUAAGGAGAACAACAUACCAGCAGAUAAACGUUUUAAACUUCCCUACAAGAUUGAGAAUGACAAAGUAGAAAACUAUUCCAUCACCCAGAGUUUCAACAAACAAGAGAACUGGACGAAAGCUCUCAAAUACACCCUUUGCAACUUAAAAUGGGCACUUUACUGGUUUGUUGGGAACACAAAUUUCCAGCCUCUUUCUGGGACAGUCUCUUCGCGUGCCGAGGUUCCUCCUGCAAGUUCUAUGUACAAAAGUCGCACUUCUAAUUCCAAGUCUGAACUACAGAGCUCAUCAAAUUCAUAAUGUAAAAUGUAUAUAUUAAGAACAGUAGAACAACAUACAAAAUUGUAUAUAAAUUCGACACUUUCCCAGUUAACAAUACAAAGUUGUAUUAGACUUAACAGGCCACGUUGCUUGCAUAACAUUUAAAGUCAGCCAGUUUUUCUAGAAAUGAAAUUGCAGCAGGCACAUUAUUUGUGACAGACCAAA
Messenger RNA from Daucus carota subsp. sativus, 1868 nucleotides. RefSeq names its product beclin-1-like protein. Gene Ontology annotation, cellular component: phosphatidylinositol 3-kinase complex, class III, type II; phagophore assembly site; phosphatidylinositol 3-kinase complex, class III, type I. Lineage: Eukaryota; Viridiplantae; Streptophyta; Magnoliopsida; Apiales; Apiaceae. The record is from RefSeq and is a predicted model, not a curated record. The transcript is spliced from 10 exons. Bases 75 to 1682 code for a protein of 535 amino acids. Gene Ontology annotation, biological process: cellular response to nitrogen starvation; autophagy; autophagosome assembly.